Molecule: messenger RNA, 624 nt
Organism: Kuraishia capsulata CBS 1993
Lineage: Eukaryota; Fungi; Ascomycota; Pichiomycetes; Pichiales; Pichiaceae
Exons: 2
Coding region: 1-624 (207 amino acids)
Biological process (GO): translation
Cellular component (GO): mitochondrial large ribosomal subunit; ribosome
Molecular function (GO): structural constituent of ribosome
Source: RefSeq, a predicted model, not a curated record
AUGGUUUGGGGAAGAAAUGCUCAAGAUGUGCGUCUGACGCUAAUGAACUUAUGUUCAUCGUUGAUAAAGCAUGAAUCGAUACAGACCACAGCGGCCAAGGCCAAAAGAACACAAAGGAUGAUAGAGAACCUCAUAACAAAGGCUAAAAAAACAGAUAACGUCGAGUACUCUUUGAAAAAAUGCAAGGCCAACCUGUUCGAACAUAGCACAACGAUUCCAAAGCUAUUCAAUGUCAUUGCUCCAAGAUAUGCCGAUAGACAGGGUGGUUACACGAGAAUCUUGAAACUUGAAAACCGUUUCGGUGACAAUGCACCUCAAGUUAUAUUGGAACUGGUUGACAAUGGUGAGAGGGAAAUGAAGUUUUGGUUGAUGGCAAAGGUUGUUGCAAGGUUAGAGCUACAAGGUCUCCCAGUCAAUGCCUUGACGCAAAAAAAUGUGGACGCUUUGCUCAUGCACCGCUCAGAAGAAGAUUUCAGAAAGCUUGUGGACAUAUGCAAGAAAGAAUUUUUCAAUGAGCCAGGUUCUCUGGACAAUCUACCCAGAAUUGAAGAGGACCGUCCCGUGAAAUCCGUGUUCCACAGGAAUUUCCAGGAUUAUGAGAUUGUUCCGCGUGAGGCGAAAUAA